This is a messenger RNA of Bactrocera neohumeralis, 1193 nucleotides long. It is a transcript of the gene Noa36, whose product is annotated as zinc finger protein 330 homolog. NCBI's taxonomy places the organism in Eukaryota, Metazoa, Arthropoda, Insecta, Diptera, Tephritidae. Gene Ontology annotation, molecular function: zinc ion binding. The record is from RefSeq and is a predicted model, not a curated record. Gene Ontology annotation, cellular component: nucleus. The transcript has a single exon. Bases 148 to 1065 code for a protein of 305 amino acids.
GUAGAUUUUAACUGUAAUUUUAGUCGAAGAAAUGGUGAAGAUUUUUUAAUAAUUUUAUUUGCCAUCACUGGUAAAUGGAUUAUUAGAUAAACUUGCUCAGGUGGCAUUUGGAGUGUUUUAAGAUUUUGUGGAAGUGACGAAUUUAAAAUGCCGAAAAAGAAAACUGGACAAAGGAAGAAAGCUGAAAAGCAAAAAUUGCGUCUCAAAGAGAUCAGGAAUCGUGAAGUACCACUUGCUGACAUGCCCUGUAAUGCACCAAUGGAAUGUGAAAAGUGUGAUAAAAAGCAGAAGAGUAGAGCAUUUUGCUACUUUUGCCAGAGUCUCCAACGUUUACCAAUAUGUGCUCAAUGUGGAAAGAUAAAAUGCAUGCUGAAAACUGGCGACUGUGUUGUAAAACAUCCUGGAGUAUAUACCACUGGUCUUGGUAUGGUCGGGGCGAUUUGUGAUUUCUGUGAAGCUUGGGUGUGUCAUGGAAGGAAGUGUCUUCAAACACAUGCCUGCACUUGUCCUCUGCAAAAUGCAAUUUGUCUCGAAUGCGAGCGAGGAGUUUGGGAGCAUGGUGGUCGCAUUUUCAAAUGUUCAUUUUGUGAUGGAUUUUUAUGCGAAGAUGACCAAUUUGAGCACCAAGCGUCAUGCCAAGUUUUGGAAUCGGAGAAUUUCAAAUGCCAGAGCUGUAACCGGUUGGGUCAGUAUUCUUGCUUGCGUUGUAAAACUUGUUACUGUGAAGAUCACGUGCGAAGGAAAGGAUUCAAAUAUGAAAAGAAUAAAGCAAUUCCAUGUCCGAAAUGUAAUUAUGAGACGUCUGUCACAAAAGAUUUGAGUAUGUCAACGAGAUCUCAUAAGUUUGGACGUCAACAACAGGGGGCACCAGUAGAUAGCGAUGACGAGUAUGGAGGAUUUUCAUAUUACGGCGGAGGUGCUUAUGGUGCCGGUGCCAGCUCCAGUUAUGCUCAGGAAAAUGAAAGUGACGAAGGCGAGUAUGAUUACGAAAACAGUGAUGAGGAUACCGAAGAAGACGAGGAUAGUGACGAGUCGCAAGAAACAGAACAAGACAAAGAUAAAUAGUAACAAAAAAUGCGACAUAACGUUUUUUAUUGAACUUGCAUUUACUAUAAAUAAAUUGUAUAUGUAGUGCAAAUAGUGCAAUGAAAUAACCUAAAUAAAAACACAUACUAUACUAAAUUUCCAUCGAA